AUGGCUUCAGAUUUUGGUAAUCCAUUAAAAAAGUUCAAGUUGGUGUUUUUGGGAGAACAAAGCGUUGGUAAAACCUCCUUGAUAACACGAUUUAUGUAUGAUAGUUUUGAUAAUACUUAUCAGGCUACUAUAGGAAUCGAUUUCUUGAGCAAGACUAUGUAUCUGGAGGAUAGAACGGUUCGACUACAACUGUGGGAUACUGCAGGACAAGAACGUUUCCGAUCGUUAAUUCCAUCUUAUAUUCGUGACUCAACGGUAGCCGUUGUCGUAUAUGAUAUCACAAGUUAG
Molecule: messenger RNA, 288 nt
Organism: Thelazia callipaeda (thelaziosis nematode)
Lineage: Eukaryota; Metazoa; Nematoda; Chromadorea; Rhabditida; Thelaziidae
Source: the annotation of a GenBank genome assembly